AUGGUGUUGUGCUUGCUGCCAUCUGUGGAAAAAUCAGAGGCUGUCGCCACUACAAUUAGCAGUCUCGUCGAUGUUUCUUCCUUAUUCAUUAAACAUGAAAAAAAGACACCUUGUAACGAAAUGGAAAUAUUUCUAUCAGAUAAGGUUGGAUGUCGGACCCUGUUCUGUCCUACGGACAUGGAGGCAGAUGGAGGCAGGUGUACUGCCAUUAGGUACAAGACGAGAGGCAUACCGCUGGAUCUUUUGUUUGAAUCUAACGCUGUAAUCGACCGUGACUUUACAUUCAACCAUUUUAUUGAUACCGUAUUAGAAAAAAUUGCCAAAGGUUUAGACAAUCAGUCAUGUCCCAAUUGCGAUGGGAACUGCUUUAAUAACACUGACAUCUGCAACGGCACGUGCGUAAGUGGGUUCUUCGGCGAAGAAUGUGGCUUGAAUUGUACAACAAAUUGUCGUUAUGGCUGCAACAGAACAACAGGGGUCUGUAACUCCUGCGCGAAAGGCUUUUAUGGGGAAAACUGCAAUGAAACUUGUCCAGAAAAUUGUUAUUCGGGGUGCCGACAAUCAGGAUCGUGUUUUGGUUGCUAUCCCUUUUGGUUCGGAGAUAGGUGUGAUCAGAAAUGUCCUGUACAUUGCGACAAAGGAUGUGACGCCGCAACAGGAGAGUGCAUUUAUGGGUGCAAAUCGAACUUCUGGGGCACAGAAAGUUGUAACAAAACGUGUUUUGUAAACUGCUACAAUCCCUUUGGCGGCCCGAGCUGUAUACAGAUGUCCGGAAGUUGCAUCAGGUGCAAGCCUGGCUACACAGGUUUAUCGUGUAAGGAACGUUGUAUAAUUGCUAACUGUGAUAGAUGCUCAAAUGAAGGCGGAAUACCUCUUUGUUACCAGUGUUUGCCGGGAUUUACAGGACGAGACUGUAACGGAUCGUGUCCAGCUCACUGUAAAGAUAACACCUGCGAUCAGCUUACUGGGGCAUGUACUUGCGCAGAAGGCUGGUACGGGGACGAUUGUUCAAUGCCGUGUUUUGGAAACUGUGCCCUUUGUGUUGAUAACAGCACUUGUAUUGCAUGCAUCGACGGUUAUUAUGGAGAUAGAUGCGAAAAACGAUGUCCAAGCAAUUGCGAAAAAUGUUCGCGUGAUGGAAAAAGUUGUCCUGGAAUGUGUAAUGGCUGGGAUGAAAAUUAUGGGCCUAUUUGCGCAUGUCGUCGGUCCGAGUGCGCCCAAAGAGAAUCUGGUAGUUAUAAAUGUCUGAAGUGUAAAAAGGAAUCCUGGUUCACGCAGGAUUCCGGAUGUUGUCCGUGCAGUGACCAUUGCAACGGAAGCUGUGAUGGGGUCAACGGUACAUGCACAUACGGUUGUCUUGCUGAUUACCACGGACCGACAUGUGAUACGCAAUGUAGUACGCACUGCAAUGGGUCAUGUGACCUUGACACUGGAGAAUGCGAACAGGGAUGUCAAGACGAUUGGGUCACUCCUACAUGUGAUAUACAAUGCAGCGUAAAUUUUCCACACUGUAAAAAGUGUCUAACAUACAAAACACCGCAACAGCACGAUGCAUAUUGUAGCGGAUGUGCGGAAGGAUAUCACAUCGUUUCUCACGGAGGCUGUGUUCCAUGUGAUCAUUGCUUGAACCGAAACUGCAACACCACUACCGGUGAGUGUUUCGGCCCAUGUGUUGACGGCUACUUUCAUUCUACCUUAAACUUUUGUGACGGGGAAUGCAAUGAAAAUUGCAUCGACGGAAAGUGCAACAAUAAUGACGGAAACUGCACUAAAGGAUGCGUGCCGGGAUAUUACACAGAAAGGUGUUUGAUUGACUGUCCAUCGUUUUGUAGUGCAGACGGAUGUAACCGGGAUACCGGAAAUUGUCAUAAAUGUGCGGAUGGGACGUAUGGCGAGUACUGUUUCUCCAGCUGCCCGACAAACUGUCUAACCAAAAGCUGCGACAGGCAAACAGGGGCUUGUUCAGAGUGUAAACUUGGUUACUAUGGGGAAACCUGUGAUACCAGAUGUCACGGAUGUUUAGACGUGACGUGUAGUCAGACGAAAGAUUGCGAAACAGGAUGCAUGCCGGGAAAACAUGGAAGAUAUUGCGAGAAGAAAUGUUCAGAGAAUUGUUACGUUUGUGACCAAGAUACUGGGAUGUGUCUUAUGUGUAUCACGGGAUUCAGCGGUGUCGGAUUUAGAGGCGCUAACUGUAGCAUUCCAUGUCCCGACUGUGUUAAUGAAUACGAAAAGAAUACAUAUUUCCCAUUUCAUGGGUCAUGUUACCACGGAAGUUUUGGACAACUUUGUAUGAAAAAUUGUGGUAAUUGUUUCCAUUCAACUGGUUUUAAGAAAUGUGAAAAAUUUUCCGGAUAUUGUUCGAACGGUUGUGCUUCCGGUUAUUACGGACUGACAUGCGAAGAGGAAUGUCGAAAUUGCCAACCGGAUACUAACAAUAUGACUGUAUGUGAUUUCACUUCCGGUUCAUGUCAAGAUGGCUGCCUUGCUGGUCACUUUGGGUUAACGUGCAAUUUCACGUGUGGAAAUAACUGUCUCAAUAACAUUUGUGAGCGGACAGAUGGGUCAUGCGUUGAUGGCUGCAUUUCCGGUUGGCAGGGUGAUCAGUGUAAUAUUGCGAAACGGACACAGAACAGUGGCUCCUCUCUGAGUGGAGGAAAGAUAGCCGGAAUCAUCAUCGGCAUUGUAUUUGGAGUCGCUUUUGCAUCAGCUGUCAUUUACUUCGUAAUCAGGAGUCGGAAGAGAAACACUAUGAAAAGAACUAGAGUCCCUCAUCGGGAAUUUUCCUUAGAUUAA
This is a messenger RNA of Ylistrum balloti, 2796 nucleotides long. RefSeq names its product multiple epidermal growth factor-like domains protein 6. Gene Ontology annotation, molecular function: scavenger receptor activity. The record is from RefSeq and is a predicted model, not a curated record. The coding region runs from base 1 to 2796 and encodes 931 amino acids. The transcript has 6 exons. Lineage: Eukaryota; Metazoa; Mollusca; Bivalvia; Pectinida; Pectinidae.